Messenger RNA from Sphenostylis stenocarpa, 453 nucleotides. The record is from the annotation of a GenBank genome assembly. Lineage: Eukaryota; Viridiplantae; Streptophyta; Magnoliopsida; Fabales; Fabaceae.
AUGGUUGGAUUUGUGGCAGCUGAUGGUGUUCUGGGGGAAGCUGCAUUUGGCAAUUUAGAGGGUGCAACUGUUGUUGUGGUUGGUGGUUUGUUAGCAGAAGAAGUGGGAGAAGAUGCAGCUACUGGUGGCUUCCAUGAUGGUGUCCCAGAAGAAGGGGAUGCUGCAAUUGGGCUUGAAGUUGGCAACUUUGAUGGUGCACCUCCUUGUGCCUGGGCACUUAUUGAGGCUAGUGGGAAGCAGAGGCUAGCCAAAGCAAGUGCCCAGAACAUUGCAGCCAUUGUUGGAUAUGAUUUGAAUGGUGCAGAAUGUAGCAAGUGCAAGAAUAUUAUACGAGGAAUAAUAGUGUUGGAGAAUCAGAAAGUUCCUUCCUUGGCCCUGUUGUGGGCUGUCUAUCGCUUGGUUUUGUCUCAACUUGUGUCACCAUUUUCUUCAUUGCUCCCCAAGUUAAUCUAG